GGCUGUUUUCUGGCAGCAGGUGAACUUUACAGGUGACUCUUCAUCAGACGGAUUUUAACUCCAUCUGCUUCAGUUCAUUUACAGAAAUAUCUGAAACUGUCUACAUUGGGAGCUUUGACAAGAGAGUACACAAUGCUGACCAGCCUUGAACCGCUCCAAUACCUGCAGGAGCUGCAUCCUUGUGGGCCGUCAGCUGGAGAGAUGGAGCUGGAGGUCAUUGAGGAGUAUCUGCAGGAGCACUCAGGAGAAGAACCCAGAGCACAGAGCCGAACCGAAGGGGAGAUCAUCAUUGCAGAGAACAGCUGGUGGGGGAGGUUUGCAUAUGAGUGGCAGUAUGGCGGCACAUCCAGAGCAGAGGACAGAACCACCAGGCAGCAGCAGUGGCCCAGCCAGUACAGUACCAACGAGUGGGGCGAGCACUGUGUGUAUGAAGCUCCGUUCCUCAGUGACUCUGACUCCCACUGCAGCUCUGUCUGCCCAGAGUUUCCCCCAUCACCCCCUACAGGUGGCCAAAGAACUUCAGCCUGGGAGACGCUACCCAUCACCCCACUGACUGGUAAAAGAAAAGAGCGUUUAUUUCAGUUUCUGUAUGAGAUGCUGCAGAGUCCCGACAUGCGCAGCUGCAUUUGGUGGGUUCAGUCGGCAAAUGGAACCUUCCAGUUCUCCUCACAGAACAAAGAGAAACUGGCGGAAAUGUGGGGGAAACGCAAAGGAAACCGCAAAACCAUGACCUACCAGAAAAUGGCUCGAGCUCUACGGAAUUACUCGCGCACCGGAGAAAUCUGCAAAGUCAAACGCAAGCUGACCUACCAGUUCAAUGAGAGAACACUGAGGGGCCUCCAGAGCAGCUCCCAAAAAUUCAGCUAAUAAUGUCCCCAGAAUUUUGCUCUGAAUUAAUUAUUCAUCCAAAAUUUGACUCUGAAUUAAUUUUUUAUCUGAUAUUUCACACUGAUCAUUUAUCAAAAAAGCACUAGAAAUUAAUAAACCAAAAUUCAUUCUGAAUUCAUAAUUUAUUUAAAACUUCAUUAAAAAUGAAUAGUUUACCCAGAACUUCACCCUGAAAGAAUAAUUUACACAAAACUCUUACUCUUACUCACUGUGAAUUAAUGAUAAAUAAAACAAUACUCUUGAUUUAAGAAUUUAUCUAAAGUUUAAUUCUGACUU
Molecule: messenger RNA, 1164 nt
Organism: Pygocentrus nattereri (red-bellied piranha)
Lineage: Eukaryota; Metazoa; Chordata; Actinopteri; Characiformes; Serrasalmidae
Product: transcription factor PU.1
Exons: 6
Coding region: 133-867 (244 amino acids)
Biological process (GO): cell differentiation; regulation of transcription by RNA polymerase II
Cellular component (GO): nucleus
Molecular function (GO): sequence-specific DNA binding; DNA-binding transcription factor activity, RNA polymerase II-specific
Source: RefSeq, a predicted model, not a curated record